Molecule: messenger RNA, 594 nt
Organism: Asterias rubens (European starfish)
Lineage: Eukaryota; Metazoa; Echinodermata; Asteroidea; Forcipulatida; Asteriidae
Exons: 4
Coding region: 1-594 (197 amino acids)
Source: RefSeq, a predicted model, not a curated record
AUGGAUGAUGUCCCAGAGAGUAAGCCGGACUUCCCAAAGUCAAUACACGACAAUGGAAUGCUACAUCUUGUACUUCACUAUCUCGCGAUGAAACUUAUCAAAGAAAUGGAGAUCGAAGAGGAAACUAAAUUCAACCAAAGACAGCGAGAGAUGAUCGAGGAUAAAAUCACAGGAUUUUACGAUGAGAUUCUGAGUCACCCGGCCCUGCAGGACAGCCGGGUGGUGUUCCAUCCCAAGGUCCCCCACUACAAAACCAUCCUGCCGUACAGCGAAAAGGAGAAACGCACAUCGUCUAGUGGUCGCCUAACUGAGAUCUGCGAAAGCCUAAGUGAGUGGAAACAACUAGGGAGUGGCAAAAAUCUUAACCAUCGUACGGUGUUGCUGCACCGUGAUCAGAGCUUCUACGUCACCAGCUGCGUGCACCAAGGAGCGGAGUGCAGCACUAUAGCCGAUGGAAUAACAUCUGAAUGCCGGUCCCGCACUUCAUGGGCGUCUGCCUAUUUAGAUGGUGGUGAUAAUAAUUACUUUUGGUCCUAUAUUGCGAUCCACACCUGCUGCAGCUGCGCGGCUCGCCAGUCCCGAAACCGUGGCUAA